AUGCCCAUAUUGCCCCCCAGCCUCCUCAAAGCAGCCCCGAGGGCCGGCCUCCCCCUGGUCCAGAAGGAGAUCUCCCCUCCUGCGGGAACAGAGGUCUGGGGGCUGCACCACCUGAACGAUUCUGCGCUGAAGGCUCUGGGGACAGAAGGCCUCUUUCUCUUCUCCUCCUUGGACACGGACCGGGACAUGUACAUCAGCCCUGAGGAGUUCAGACCCAUUGCUGAGAAGCUGACAGGGUCAACUCCUGCGAGCAGCUAUGAGGACGAGGAGCUGUCCCCGGACCCCAGUGAGGAGACGCUCACCAUAGAGGCCCGAUUCCAGCCUCUGCUGCCGGAAACCAUGACCAAGAGCAAAGAUGGGUUCCUGGGGGUCUCCCGCCUGGCCCUGUCCGGCCUCCGUAACUGGACCACCGCAGCCUCGCCAAGUGCAGUGUUCGCAGCCCGCCACUUCCGACCCUUCCUGCCGCCCCGGGGCCCUGUGGCACUGGGGGAGCCCUGGUGGAUCAUCCCCAGUGAGCUGAGCAUCUUCACCGGCUACCUGUCCAACAACCGCUUUUACCCGCCACCGCCCAAAGGCAAGGAGGUCAUCAUCCAUCGGCUCCUGAGUAUGUUCCACCCUCGGCCUUUCGUGAAGACCCGCUUCACCCCCCAGGGUGCUGUCGCCUGCCUGACAGCCAUCAGUGACUUCUACUACACUGUCAUGUUCCGGAUCCACGCAGAGUUCCAGCUCAGCGAGCCGCCUGACUUCCCCUUCUGGUUCUCCCCCGGCCAGUUCACCGGCCACAUCGUCCUCUCCAAGGAUGCUACCCACGUCCGAGACUUCCGGCUCUUCGUGCCCAACCACAGAUCUCUGAACGUGGACAUGGAGUGGCUGUACGGGUCCAGUGAGAACAGCAACAUGGAGGUGGACAUCGGCUACAUUCCCCAGAUGGAGCUGGAGGCCAUGGGCCCCUCAGUGCCCUCGGUGAUCCUGGAUGAGAAGGGCAACAGGAUCAACAGCCACCUGCCCUCGGGGGAGCCCCUGCCCUUCGUGUUUGAGGAGAUCGAGUGGCAGCAGAAGCUGAGCUUGGAGGAGGCCGCCCAGCACCUGGAGGUGGCCAUGUACCCCUUCAAGAAGGUCAGCUACCUGCCGUUCACCGAGGCCUUUGACCGAGCCCAGGCUGAAAACAAGCUGGUGCACUCCAUCCUGCUGUGGGGGGCCCUGGACGACCAGUCCUGCUGAGGUUCCGGGCGGACUCUCCGGGAGACAGUCCUGGAGAGCCCGCCCAUCCUCGCCCUCCUCAACGAGAGCUUCAUCAGCACGUGGGCCUUGGUAAAGGACCUGGAGGACCUACAGACCAGCCCGGAGAACGCACAGCACGCGAAGUUGGCUGGCCUGCACCUGGAGAAGUAUAGCUUCCCCGUGGAGAUGAUGGUCUGCCUGCCCAAUGGCACUGUGGUUCACCACAUCAACGCCAACUACUUCCUGGACAUCACUUCCAUGAAGCCCGAGGACGUCGAGAGCAACGUCUUCAGCUUCUCGUCCACCUUUGAGGACCCCUCCACGGCCACCUACAUGCAGUUCCUGAAGGAGGGGCUCCGGCAAGGCCUGCCCCUCCUCCAGACCUAAGCACCCACCGGGCCAGGGGGCUCUGGAAAGAAAGCCCUCAGCCCAUGGUGCCCCAGAGGGACAGUGGUCUUCUGCAGGUGGCCCACACUCCGAGCCCCGACCUGGGCAGCCUCAACCAAGGGUGAUUGUCCCGGUAUGCUCCGCGAUGGUGGACAGACAGGAAGUGCCUGGGUCUGCCACCCCUUCCCUGUCCACGUGGGAAGAGCAGGCCCUAAGGAGGCUGGGCAGCCCCUCUCUCCUUACCCCACUCCCCUCCGCAAAGAAUCAUCAAGAAGCUCUGAUGCGGGGACACCAGGCUACCAAGGAACUGCUUCCUGUUCGUCUACAGCCAUCUUACCUAGCCACACCCCUGGCCGGCCUCCGGCGCCCAAUGUCCGCGCGCACACACAGAGCCUCUGGGCAAAACCAGGGUCACUCCCUCCUUCAGAACUGGAAAUCACACUGUAUGCCAGCUGGUCCCACCAGCUGAGGGCUUGCUCCGGAACAGGAAGCCAGCUGCCAGGGCAUUUACAACAAAGCAGCAGGCUUCCUUUAGCCAGGCACACCAGGGCCAAGGCACCCCCCAACCCCCACCCCUACCCCAGCACAGAGUCACAGCCGGAUUCUGGAGCCAGUGUCCCUUAAAAGGCCUCCUACCCUUCAACUCUGUACAAGACCAAUGCAGCCAAAGAGCUCCACCUCCCCAGCCAUCCAGGCAGCACCCCCCAGCCCCACUGGGUGGCUGGUGACUCUCCCUGGCCGCUCUCGGGCUCAGACCUCAGCCCAUGUCCUGAACCACUGACCACAGCCAGUCUUUUGUGUACCCGCGGGGAAGCCUUUGUCCAUGAACUUCCUCACAGUUUGUAUGUAUUUUUGAUAGCCUCAGUGCUGGAGCAAGAAGGGGUGAUGGCUCCCCUGGGCGGCCGCCCCAUGAAGGCUGGGUCUGAAACCCUCGAUGGACCCAGCUCGAUGUCCUUGCGGUUGCACCUCUGGGAAGAAAUCCCUCUUCUCUUCUGGCUUUUUAAAAACAUCCCUCAGAGGGUCAGUGCACCCCCAGCCCUGUCCUUGUCUUCUGGAGGGGCUUUGGGCUUUUAUAAGGGUCUCUGGGACCAGGCCACCCCAGAGGCUCCCUCUCAAACCCCACUGUGGAUGAAGAACAGGCCCUUUCCUUUCCUGUGCGCCUCAGAGCACCCACCCCCAUCCCCUGGUCUCAAUUUCGUGUUGUAUUGUGAUGGGAAUAGCCAAUGGACCUGCCUCUUGCUGAGGCACUGUGCCUCGGGGACACGCAUCAGCCUCCCAGCAAGCCUGGGAGGAGGGUUGGGUUGUUCCCAUUUUGUAGAUGGAGAAUCUGAGGCUCAGGGACAUGCAGUGGCUUACUCGAGAUCAUCACUCCCGAGUAUUAAAUGCAAACCCACACGAGA
This is a messenger RNA of Echinops telfairi (small Madagascar hedgehog), 3008 nucleotides long. RefSeq names its product selenoprotein N (gene SELENON). The record is from RefSeq and is a predicted model, not a curated record. The transcript is spliced from 13 exons. Lineage: Eukaryota; Metazoa; Chordata; Mammalia; Afrosoricida; Tenrecidae. Gene Ontology annotation, molecular function: calcium ion binding. Gene Ontology annotation, cellular component: endoplasmic reticulum membrane. Gene Ontology annotation, biological process: calcium ion homeostasis; skeletal muscle fiber development.